GACGCGCGAGAAAACGAGGCCGUGCGUUCUUUAGCCAUCGAUGUCCUGUUUAGUAGUAGUUGAAUCGUGACAACAGGCGUUUGUGAAGGGGCGAGCAGCAGAAGCAGAUGGGAUUGGUAGCGUGCGGCUCCUCUCUUGUGUCGUCCUUCCCUUCCCUCCGUCUCCGCGCUGUUCGAGCCUCCUUCUCCUCUUCGUCCUCCUUUGACCAUGUGUCUUUUGUCAAAGAAGUUGCCGCCUUUCGUCCACCUGAGCAUCUCCAGUGCUUGUUAAAUAUGCUUCAAGCAAGAGGGGAGACAAUUGUCGCUCCAAGUAAUCGAAGAGGGUUGAUUCCACUUGCAAUACCUCUAUCCGAAAAUGGUUCAGGUGCUCUGACUGCAUUGUUGAGAUGGCCUACGGCACCCCCAGAAAUGGAGAUGCCAGUUGUGGAAGUCCACAAGUAUGGUGUGCGUCUUUUAGCUAAAAGUGUGGACCAGUUUAUCCAUCGAAUCCUUGUAGAGGAAGAUGCUAAAGAUGAUCAUGAAUGUAAUUCUGAGCUUUUCAAUCUUUCAGCCAAAUCUGGUAUCGAACUCCACAAGAAGGGUGAUUUUGCAGAGUCACAGACUGGAAAUGUUGAUGCAUAUCUGUUAAAAAAGGUUGGCCUAUUUCCAGAUAUUUUGGAGCGGAAAGCAGCUGGUCAUUUGGAGAAAGGAGACCAAGUUUCUGCUCUGGUAACGGGAGAGUUCUAUACAAGGAAGGAGCAUUUUCCUGGAUUUGCUCGGCCUUUUGUCUUCUAUGCAGAGAUAUUGCUGAAGGUUGGGCGUGUUCUGGAAGCUAAAGAUGCAGCUAGAGUAGCUUUGAAGUCCCCUUGGUGGACACUCGGCGACAGAUAUGAGAAUGUUGCCAGCAUUGCACAAUGGGAAGAUGAACAGAUUGAGUACAUAAAGGAGAAGGUAUCAGAUGAAGGGAGGCAUGAAGAUCUGAAAAAAGGAAAGGCCCUUGAGCAGGUGGCACUGGACCAAGCCGCAUUUUUGUUGGAUUUAGCCUCUACUGAUGGCACAUGGCCCGAAAGUCAGGAGAAAAUAGCAAAGUGCUACGAGGAGGCUGGCCUUCAUGACAUAGCAAAAUUUGUGUCAUACUCUGGUUAAAUUUUGUUAAAGAGCACAGUUCGUCUAACAAUUUACUUUGAGGUAUUAUGUAAAUAGUGCCACUAGGUGAACCCUGCAUUUCUUGGCAGGUAAACUUUAGCUGCAGAGAGCAUUUUAUGUUUGGCCACUUUCAGAUGAAGCUUCCGAAACAUUUUGAUUUGGUGUAAUGUGGAAUAUCCCCGCUUCUGUUUUGCUUCU
Molecule: messenger RNA, 1322 nt
Organism: Nymphaea colorata (pocket water lily)
Lineage: Eukaryota; Viridiplantae; Streptophyta; Magnoliopsida; Nymphaeales; Nymphaeaceae
Product: protein IN CHLOROPLAST ATPASE BIOGENESIS, chloroplastic-like
Exons: 11
Coding region: 108-1124 (338 amino acids)
Source: RefSeq, a predicted model, not a curated record